ACCAUAUAGCACCUCAAAUUAUCUUCCAAGCAGAAUGGAACCUCACACCGUACUUGGAGUGUCUGCCAACGCUUCAGCGAAAGAUAUCACCGACGCGUUCAGAGCUUUGGCAAUGAAAUGGCACCCUGACAGAAACCCAGGAAACGUGGAAGAAGCCACAGAGAUGAUGAAGGAGAUCAACAUCGCUAAAAAGGCCAUGCUCCGCCGUGCCGAACGCGCGAAAAUGAAAGCUUGUGCAGAAGAAAGCUCAUCAUCUCCCGCGCAUCAAAAUCCUUCCUCUAGCUCUGAAUGCUCGACAAGCUCAUCCCACCAUGCUUCGAGCGUGCAUACUCCUGAAUCGAGCACGCCAUCCUGCCAGGGUUCAGAACAGAACUCGCGGAAACCCCCGCCCCCCAUGCGGAAGCAAUCAAGAGAUUCAGACCACCGUCCGCAAAGCACCUUUAGCAGUUUUCUUCCCAAGCCAUUUCGCCGCCGUGCCUUGUCGACGAGUAAUCCCCCAUCAUCGCCUGAUCUCAAUGUGACAAAUGCGUACGACAACUGUUUUUCGAUGGGGCGGAUUUCGAAGGAAUGGGUCCACCCCAUAAAACUUUCUCUCGAGGAUCUAUUACAUGGCAAGCGGUUCAACGUGCGCCUGGCGCGUUACCAGCUUAGCGGGACGAGGCGAUCUGUCGUCUUUGCCAUCAACGUUCCACCUGGCUGUGAAGCUGGGACGAGGAUGGUAUUCAAGGAAGCUGGUCACGAAAACAAGGAUGGUCAAAAACAAGACAUUGUGUUUGUUAUUGAAGAAGCGAACCAUAAGGAAUUUACUCGCACUGGGGAUGAUCUCAGCAUAACUGUGGAAGUUCCCUGGGAUGUCAGGUUGACCCAUGGGAAACAGCGGAUGCCGCUUGAGGGUCUGGGCGGGGAAGGCCUCGCGUUUACGAUUGAUCACUGCUCCAACAAUGCCAUGAAAGGGACUGCUGUUGUACCUGCAGCUGGUAUGCCCGUUUCCAGCGACCCAUCUGGCCGGAGGGGUAAUCUUCUUGUUCACUGGGAGAUAAGCAAAACAGGAUCUCAGUGGCUGCGGAAGGUUUUUAGGGGAUGA
Molecule: messenger RNA, 1084 nt
Organism: Laccaria bicolor S238N-H82
Lineage: Eukaryota; Fungi; Basidiomycota; Agaricomycetes; Agaricales; Hydnangiaceae
Exons: 4
Coding region: 35-1084 (349 amino acids)
Cellular component (GO): cytosol
Molecular function (GO): protein-folding chaperone binding
Source: RefSeq, a predicted model, not a curated record